CAUCGGUGUCACGUUGUAAAAUGGAUGGCAAGGUUGAGAGUGCCGUUGGGAACACAGACUCUCAAAGCGAAAAUGUGCAACCCACGUCGAGAAAAAGAUUUCGGAAAGAAGAAAGCAAAAGCAGUAGUGACUCUGACAAUGAUUAUACACCGUAUGUACCACUCAAGGAGCGACGGAAGCAACAGCUUGGCAGGCUGGGCCGUUUACAUGCCAUCUUGUUGGAGGAAAAACGUGACAAAUCCAGCACUGCUACUGAUGAAGAUGAUGACCAGCGAGAUGAAUAUGGCCGUAAAUCCAACAUCAGUCUGCUUGACCAACACACAGAGCUCAAAAAGAAAGCUGAAGCUCGUAAAGAGAGUGCACUGGAAAAGCAGCUCAAGGAAGAAGAGAAAAUCUUGGAGAGUGUAGCUGAACGAAGAGCACUCAUGGGUGUGGCGGAGUUGGCCAAAGGCAUCCAGUAUGACCAGCCUAUCCAAACAGGGUGGCGUCCCCCAGCCUACCUGGCCAAUGUGACUCUUGAGCAGCAGGAGAAAGUGCGCCAGAAGUAUCGAAUCCUGGUUGAAGGCGAGGGGAUUCCUGCACCAAUCACAACAUUCAAGGAAAUGAAGUUCCCUCGAACGAUUUUGAGCAGCCUACGUCACAAAGGCAUUACAAAGCCCACUCCAAUCCAGAUGCAAGGUCUGCCAGCUGUGCUCUCUGGACGUGACAUGAUUGGCAUUGCCUUUACUGGGUCUGGCAAGACCCUCGUGUUCGUGCUACCCCUGCUGAUGUUCUGCCUGGAACAAGAAAAGCGGCUUCCCUUUAUUCAGAAUGAGGGUCCAUAUGGCCUUGUGGUGUGUCCUUCGCGUGAGUUGGCCAAGCAGACAUUUGAAAUUGUGACCUUUUUUGUCCGUGACUUGGAGGGCGCUGGCUACCCAAGCCUUCGAGGCUGCCUCUGCAUUGGAGGCACUUCUGUGAGGGAGCAGCUUGAUGUGGUGCGAAGGGGUGUGCACGUGAUGGUGGCAACGCCUGGCCGGCUCAUGGACAUGUUGGACAAGAAGAUGGUGAACCUGGACAUGUGCCGCUACCUGUGUCUUGAUGAGGCUGAUCGCAUGAUUGACAUGGGCUUUGAGGAGGAUGUCCGCACAAUCUUCUCUUUCUUUAAGGGCCAGCGACAGACCUUACUCUUUUCGGCCACCAUGCCCAAGAAGAUCCAGAACUUUGCCCGCAGUGCCCUGGUCAAACCCAUUACAGUGAAUGUAGGGCGGGCAGGGGCAGCCAGCUUGGAUGUGGUCCAGGAAGUCGAGUAUGUCAAGCAAGAGGCCAAGAUUGUGCACCUGCUCGAAACACUCCAGAAGACAGCACCACCAGUUCUUAUUUUUGCUGAAAAGAAACAAGAUGUGGAUGCCAUUCAUGAGUACUUGCUGCUCAAAGGUGUGGAGGCAGUGGCCAUCCAUGGUGGCAAAGAUCAGGAAGAGCGGUCACGAGCAGUGGAUUCAUUUAGGCGGGGCGAAAAAGAUGUUUUGGUUGCAACAGAUGUGGCAUCAAAGGGUCUCGACUUUGAGAACAUACAGCAUGUCAUAAAUUAUGACAUGCCAGAAGAUAUUGAAAACUAUGUGCACCGAAUUGGCCGUACUGGACGUUCUGGUCGAGUGGGAAUCGCAACAACCUUCAUCAACAAGUCGUGUGAUGAGUCUGUGCUCUUGGACAUGAAACAUUUGUUGCUGGAAGCCAAGCAGAAAGUUCCACCCUUCCUUCAUGCUCUGCAAUCAGAGAAUGAGAAAUACCUGGAAUUGGGAGAAGAACGUGGUUGCUCCUACUGUGGUGGUCUUGGGCAUCGCAUCACCGACUGCCCCAAGCUGGAAGCCAUGCAGAGCAAACAGGCAUCCAACAUUGGCCGCAGAGAUUACCUGGCCAAUAACAGUGCCGACUGGUGAAGCAGCCAUUGGUCACAUUUCAUCAAAGCUUGCAGAUUUUUACAUCAUGUUGUAUGAGGAUACUGAUUUUGGAUGCCUUUUUCUUUUUAACAUUGAAAAGGAAUUGUGUACAUAAUAAAGCAUUCAUGGUGUA
This is a messenger RNA of Dermacentor andersoni, 2049 nucleotides long. RefSeq names its product ATP-dependent RNA helicase abstrakt (gene abs). The record is from RefSeq and is a predicted model, not a curated record. Gene Ontology annotation, biological process: mRNA splicing, via spliceosome. NCBI's taxonomy places the organism in Eukaryota, Metazoa, Arthropoda, Arachnida, Ixodida, Ixodidae. Gene Ontology annotation, molecular function: nucleic acid binding; ATP binding; RNA helicase activity.